Peromyscus leucopus (white-footed mouse) is the source of this 997-nucleotide messenger RNA. Its product is annotated as T-cell-interacting, activating receptor on myeloid cells protein 1-like. NCBI's taxonomy places the organism in Eukaryota, Metazoa, Chordata, Mammalia, Rodentia, Cricetidae. The record is from RefSeq and is a predicted model, not a curated record. The coding region runs from base 1 to 765 and encodes 254 amino acids. The transcript is spliced from 3 exons. Gene Ontology annotation, cellular component: plasma membrane.
AUGUGUCAGUUCCAGACAGAUUUUUGUUUCCCUCCAGAUCUUCUUCCCAAGCCCAGCCUCAGUGCUUGGCCCAAUGCAGUGGCAUCAGAGAACAGCAACGUGACACUGCGAUGUGUGAGUCCCACCCCAGGCAUACGACUUGUUCUCAGAAAGGGAGAUAAAAUUUUGGAUUCUAGGCUUCCACAUUAUUUGACAGAGGGGACAGCUGAGUUUCAUCUGACUAAUCUUCGGCUGAGUCAUGCUGGACAUUAUACCUGUGAAUGCUAUUUAAAGAAGUCCCCCAAUAAAAUCUCACCUUCCAGUGAGGUCCUCUUACUAUUGGUGACAGGGGACUUGCCUAAGCCUUCCCUCCGAGUCCAGCACUUGGGUCGGGUCACCACAGGAGAAGUGGUGAAGCUACAGUGUCAGAAGCCACACAAUUCGUUGUCCCAAAUGUUUGCUCUGCUAAAGGAGGGAAAUUCAUCUCCCAUACAGCCUCUGACUUCAGAAAACAACACGGAAGAAUUCACCCUGCAGAAUGUGACAAGUCGAGAUGCAGGGAGGUACAGUUGUGUGUACCACCAGGCAGAAGCCCCUUUCAGGACCUCCCAUCCAAGUGAUCAUCUUGAUAUCUCAGUGGCAAUGUCCCCAAGUGCCUUAUCCAAAUGUUACACCAAGAUUAAUCUCAUCAGGCUGGAAAUGUCUGCCAUGUUUGUGGUGUUGAUGGCAGUCUUCCUGGCUGAAGCCUGGUACAGCCACAGGAUGUCAUCUAGCAGACCCAGGUAAAAUAACUGAGAUUUUUCCUAUUUCGUGACUGGUUUGUAAUUAUGAGGAAUGUUUGACCACCAAAUUAAUGCAGCUACAACUGAGAAAUAAAAAUGGCCAAGUGUGAUGAUGUAUGCCUUUAUUCCCAGGCCUUAGGAGGCAGAAACAGGUGGAUGUCUAUGAAUUCCAGAUCAGCUGGGUGUACAUAGUGAGUUACAGACCAGGCAAUGCUGCACUGUAAGACCCUGUUAUC